AUGACCAAUGAGUCACUGGUACCUGUGCUGGUGUUGCUGGUUCGAAUCCCGUCAGAGAUUACUCCCCUUCCUUUGCCCCUUUCGACUCUUCCCUCCUCUUGUCCUGUUUGUCGUCUUGUCGCCCUCUCUUGGCUCCGUAUCCCCCACAAACUUUCCUCCCACUUUGUCAUAUUCCCACCUCUCUCUCCCUCUCCCUCUCUCCCUCUUUCUCCUUUUCCCAACAAACCAGCCUAUCCAUCUCUCUCCCUCUCCUUCUCAAUUGCUCCCACAGCUACAGCUGCUUCGUCGCGCCGUUUUCUGCUCCAGCUCUGUCCCCAUUUGACAACUCUUCGCACCCGUUCUCAUGACCCUCUUGAGCUAGUUGUCAUGCCGUCCCGAUGGGUCUAUCGCCCAGCCUCGACUUUGUGGUAUGCGGUUGUCAGGACAGAUCCACUCUGGCCUAUGGCGAUAAACUUCAUUCAGACUUCUGGAGCGGGCCGGGCUUGA
Protopolystoma xenopodis is the source of this 486-nucleotide messenger RNA. The record is from the annotation of a GenBank genome assembly. Lineage: Eukaryota; Metazoa; Platyhelminthes; Monogenea; Polystomatidea; Polystomatidae.